AUGGGUAAGGUGAAGAAAAGAUCCACUGCUCUUCGGCAUAAACGAAAGCGACCUGGAGAUUGUCCUACUGCCUGCGCAGCGAUCGCGGUCAUGGGAACCACCCGCGCGCGGUGCUCACCUGUUCAAGUGGGCAUUGGAAGCCAUACAGUGGGGAGGGAGCGGGCAAUGGUUCAGCAUUGCCGGGGACCGGCACAGAGGAAGCGCUGGUGGCGAAGGGUUCGAGAAGCAAGCCCCAAAGAUCUGCUGCUCCAGGCACCACAGCUGAACCCAGCGACCAACCCACCUCCCCCCACAGAGCUAGACCUGGGCGCGCAGCGGGAGCGGUGGGAGAAGUUCCGGAGGGUGCGAGGCCUCAGCUGCGAGGAUGCAGCCAAGUUCCUGUUAGACACCUUCGAGUUCCCGGGCCUGGUCUACCACACCCGGGGCUGCCACUGCGGCGCGAUCCGUUUUGCAGCCUGGGCCCCUGCGGAUCUGAGGGUCAUGGAGUGCGGAUGCCGGCUGUGUCAGAAGAAGCAGCACCGCCACUUCCUAGUCCCGGCCUCGCGCUUCACGCUGCUGCUGCUGCAGGGCGAGGAAAGCAUGGUCACUUACUCGUCCACCACGCACCCGGCGCUGCACAGCUUCUGCAGCAGAUGUGGUGUCCAGAGCUUCCACGCAGCUGUUUCCGACCCUCGCGUGUAUGGCGUGGCCCCGCACUGCAUGGACGCAGGCACCGUGUGCAGCGUGGUCAUCUAG
Dipodomys spectabilis (banner-tailed kangaroo rat) is the source of this 735-nucleotide messenger RNA. Its product is annotated as centromere protein V-like protein 1. NCBI's taxonomy places the organism in Eukaryota, Metazoa, Chordata, Mammalia, Rodentia, Heteromyidae. The transcript has a single exon. Gene Ontology annotation, molecular function: carbon-sulfur lyase activity. The record is from RefSeq and is a predicted model, not a curated record. Bases 1 to 735 code for a protein of 244 amino acids.